Molecule: messenger RNA, 1556 nt
Organism: Cloeon dipterum
Lineage: Eukaryota; Metazoa; Arthropoda; Insecta; Ephemeroptera; Baetidae
Exons: 14
Coding region: 487-1479 (330 amino acids)
Molecular function (GO): odorant binding
Source: RefSeq, a predicted model, not a curated record
GCUGGGAUGGAAAAUCCAGGGCUGUUGCUUGAAAACGGAUGUCCGUCGCAACAGAACUGCGUCAAAAACUCGGCAAUAUAUACUGGCAUCGAUUUGAUUCAAGAGCCAAGUUCGGUGAAAGGUACUUUCCUCGAGAGUUGCGGCAGAAUUUUUUAUUUUUCGAGAUUGAAAAAAACCUGGUCAAAUGCGAGGAGUUACUGCUGCAGUAUCGGAAUGGAUUUGGCCAGUUUCCCACUGGCAGUGAGGAGUGAUUGUUUGGCCAGCCUCUACCAAAGCAAGUCAAAUUUAAAAUGAGGGAAAAUAUUAUUUUUAAUUAAAUCACUAGCAUUUCCUUCUCGCCUGAAUGGAAGAUACUGGACUUCUGGCCGAUCAACCAAAAUAUCCGGCAAGCUUUACUGGUGCUCGGAGGAAUCGUACAUUUACCCCAGAGAAGUGAUUUGGGAGGCUGGAUUCCCGAAGAUCGAACACGGUUGCGUUUCAACGGCGAUGAACCAGAGCAGCGGAAAAUUGGAGCUGAAAACCGCCGAUUGCGAGCAGGAGCAGCAGUUUAUGUGCUCGGCUUAUCAUAAACAUCAUACACGCGCUGUACAAAUUUGGUGGGACUGCCUCAAAUCUUUCGGACUUAAGACAGAUGAUGAAGACGCGCUGCUCAAUGUUUUUGGGCCGCCUCCAAGCUCGACAUUGUUGUGCUAUGGAAGAUGCAUGGGCCAGAAAUAUCAGAAGAUUCUAGACAACACGGUAAACACUCAGAGCGUGCUGAGAUAUUUGGAGGAUCAAAUCAAAGACGAGAAAGUGUUGCAGGACGCUUACAAACUCGUAGAGCAAUGCAUACAUUUCAAUGAAACGAGGCUUUGUGAAUUUACGUACUUGGUUUUGAAGUGCAUCAUGACGAACGCAUACCAGCUUGUGCAGGGUUUGAUGGCCAACGCCAUCAGUAAUUCUGUCAUGAUCCCACCGCCGAUUAUGUGUCUUCCAAACUACCACUUUUGCAAUGAGACCUCCGACUGCGUCGUAAAUAAUUCACUAACGAUCCAGCUAACUGCUUCAGGGAAAACUGAUAUCGGAGACUUGGUCACUUUGCCCAGCAACAAAGCGUACUUCAUCGGCAAGAGGCUUCCUCUGAACUUUCUUUACCAAGACGCGAAAUCAUACUGCUGCUCCGUCGGGAAGCGUCUUUUGGAGCUUGAAAGCGCCAAAGAGCUGCAAGAAAUUUUUCUGUUCGAUACCUCCAUUACAGCAUUUAAUCGAACUGUAAUCGGCCCGAUGGCGGAGGACGGAAACGGCGAUUUGGUCGCUUGGUGCUCAUCCGGCGCUCCGAUCCCAAAAGAAUUAUUUCCAAAUGCAACUGUCCCCAAAAAUCCAUGUUUUAAAAUUUCCAACUGCCCCUUUUUAAACAUUCAAAACAAAUCUGUUCCACCCGUCGCCACGAUUGCUUAUUAUGACUGUUUAACCACUGUCCCAUUUUUUAUUUGUGAAUAGAAAAUGUUUCCCACCUUUUUAAAUAAAUAUAAUUUGGAAGCUGGUUUCGGAACUUUCGCUCUUAAUAAAAAUGGUGG